CCCGGGAAUUGUGGUUUGCUCUUCCCCUUGUUCUUACCGUCAAGACUCCCCCAUCUUCCUGUGCCCCAAAAAAACCAACCUUUGAUCUGCGCCCUUCUCAACAAGAAGGGAUGCGUUUGUCACAGUAACCUUCAGUUGUCGGUUUCAGCCUUGAGAUUCGUAUCUAUUCCAUUUGUCCCCGCCCGCGCCGACAGUGAAAUCCACACGGAACGUCCAUGUCGAUUUCCGAUUACCGCCAGCGCGGCGUCAACCCAGGUAAACAAUCGUUCAUUCAUGACACGUGGCUCAAGGUGCCAAAAGACAGCAUGGACAAUAAAGAGGACAUGAAUAAGACUGACUCUGAAAACAUUAUUUUGAUACCCAACGAGAGCGACAUUGGCCUCUCUACGACAGUCCAACGAGCCAUAGGAAAAAUCGAGACCGCGCAGUUGGCGAGAGCAAGACAGGAAGUUGCAGAACGUUUGAAGGACAUUCUGGACAAAGUGAAUUUCGCUUUGAGCCACGCAAGAUUUGACCACCAGCAAGUGCCAAAAAUCACCUUAACCCCUGAAAAAAAGGAAAGGGAAUGGUUGAUAGAUACAAUCACUGAAUUUGCAACUGGCAACAGCACCAAAGAGGAAAUCUUAAAGUUUAUUCUACAAUGGCUGUCGGACAGCAAUCAAACAUUAAUUGAUGAAGAAGACAUCGAGGAGGACAGAGAAGUAGAAAAAAGGUCGGCUGAAUGGAUUGAGGAAGUUAAUGUGAAAGUGCAAUCAAGCCUGGCUUCUUCACAAGAGUGUAUAGAAAAUCUCCAUAAAAUAUCGAAAAAUCUGUUUAGCCUCCAACAUGAGCGUAUAAAGCCAAAGUCAGCAGAUGCUGACAGACCUGCUGAGAUGUUGCAGCAAUUUCAGUUAUAGUAAUAUGUUGGCAACUAGUCAAAGGUUACAUUAAUACAAAAAAUUAGUACCAGGAAUUCGAAGAGGACCAGAUAUUGGGCCACACUACUUCAAGAUCCUGAACUGUUCUGCCUACAUAUCCAUAUGACAUAAUUAUAGCAAAUGGUGCUUAUGGCACUCCUCAGUAUGGACCCUUUGGACCCAUAUCAACAUUUCGCUGCCUGCAAAGUUUUUUUUUUCCGUUUUUAAGAUGAUAUAUUUGUGAAUAUAAUUACAUUUACUGUAACCCCAUCGCCCCAAAUUUCUGACUUUACAAAUUAAAGUGAUCUGGAAGUUU
Molecule: messenger RNA, 1212 nt
Organism: Rhincodon typus (whale shark)
Lineage: Eukaryota; Metazoa; Chordata; Chondrichthyes; Orectolobiformes; Rhincodontidae
Product: protein FAM186B-like
Exons: 5
Coding region: 216-896 (226 amino acids)
Source: RefSeq, a predicted model, not a curated record